Sturnus vulgaris (Common starling) is the source of this 2486-nucleotide messenger RNA. NCBI's taxonomy places the organism in Eukaryota, Metazoa, Chordata, Aves, Passeriformes, Sturnidae. The record is from RefSeq and is a predicted model, not a curated record.
GACCCCCGGACCGCGAGCGACCCUCUGGCCGGGUUAUUACAUCCGUGCCCGUGCUGUAGAUCACUGUGUUCAGGACUUCCUGCUGAAGACACAAAGCCUAUCCAGAACACAGAUCCUAUCUUUAGGUGCUGGCUUUGAUUCUUUGUACUUCCGUCUGAAGGAUAUGGGCCUUCUGCAUCACACUGUGGUAUAUGAGGUAGAUUUCCCAAAUGUGGCAUGCCAAAAAGCUACUCUGAUCAAAGGAAUGAAGGAGUUGUCAACACUGGUGCGAGACACUGGAGGGGAGGGAUUAGGAGCCAUUACCUUUUCUGGAGAGGAUUAUAAAUUACUGGGAGUGGACUUAUCACAGCUGUCUGAGUUGGAGAGAACCCUGGAGGAAGCAGGACUGAACAAUGAAAUCCCCACCCUCUUCAUUGCAGAGGUGGUGCUCACCUACAUGGAGAACACCAGGUCAGAUGCCUUGAUUCAGUGGGCAGCAGAGCAUUUCCCUCAGGCAUGUUUCCUGAUGUAUGAGCAGAUGCACCCAGAGGACCCCUUUGGACAUGUCAUGCAGCAGCAUUUCAGGCAGCUGAACACUGCACUGCACUCACUGGCACAGUACCCUGACUGUGAGGCUCAGCAGAGGCGCUUUCUGGGGAAGGGCUGGACUGAGUGCAGUGUCAUGGAUAUGAAUGAGUUUUUCACCUGUUGUAUUCCAGAAGAUGAGCGGCAAAGGAUGCAGACUCUGGAGCCUUUUGAUGAGUACGAGGAAUGGCAUCUGAAAUGUUCUCAUUACUUUGUGUUGGCUGCAUCAAAGGGGAUGGAACCUUCCUGGACCCCGUUGUUACCCAGUGUGACAGUUCCUCGUCACGCUGGUCCUGUUUGGAUGGCUGGGAGUGUCCCUGCAGCAGUGUGUGCAAGGCUCUCAGGAAUUCCUGGUCUGAGGCGUUAUGGUCACCACUCUGUUCUUAUAAAACCCAAUGUGAUUCUUACCACGGGAGGCUUUGGGGAGGAGCGUGGACAACACUGCCGCAUGAGAAAUUUCAAUGUGCUGAGUAGGCGUGCAGGCUACUGGGAAGCUGCCUGUGUGACACAGAAUAUUCCUGAUAAAAGAUGGGGUGAGAGGUUGUACCAUACCGUAUCUUGUCUCUCAGACACUCUGGCCCUGGUGGUAGGAGGACGAACAUCCCCAUCGACUGCAGGCUUGGGAAUGUUGUGGCUGAAGUUCCCCGAAAACUGUAAUGCUUCAGGUCCAGAUGACAUUGCAGUGGAGCUUGUAAGUCUGCAGCCUGCUGCUGAAGGAGCAGCUUUGCGUUGGAGACACAGCACAACUGAAGUGACCUUCAAAGGUGAGCAGUACUUGUUUGUUUAUGGAGGCCGCUCUGCUCUGGAGCCUGUGCUCGGGGAUUGGUAUUUCCUGCACACUCCAGACCUCUCCUACACUGCGAUUGUUGUUGAGGGUCGAGUCCCAGAAAGCCGCCACUCUCACAGUGCCUGCAGCUGGGAAGGAGGUGUGCUGAUUGCAGGAGGUCUGGGAGCAGCUGAGCAGCCCUUGGGUUCAGUUUUCCUUCUGAGGGAGCUGGAACAUGGCUUUCAGUGGCAGACAAUAGAGACACACCCUCCUCUUGUCCCAAGGUAUUCACAUACUGCACAUGUGCAUGAGGGAAAGCUUCUGCUCGUUGGUGGAGUGUGGUUUCAUGCAUCCUCUGCGCCAGGCAUCACUGUCAUUGACUUAAUGACCGGUCUCUGCUUGGACUAUGUGAUUAAUGUGGAACACCUGGAGUGGCCAUUAAUGCUACACAAUCAUAGCAGUAUCUUUCUGCGAAAUGAGAAGGAGCUGUUGGUUAUUGGUGGCGGUGGAAACUGCUUCUCCUUUGGGACACACUUGAACCCAGAGCCUGUCUCACUGAGCCUCAGCAGCAUCCUGAUCAGUCACUGAAUGAGACCAAGCAGGGCUGAACCAUGCUACUGCACUGUGGGGAUACAUCUAUUCACUCUAGGUCCAAAAGCAGCAUGAUACUUCCACAAAGGCUUUGUAUCCAGAAUGCAUUUGUGAAGGUGGGAUCAGGAGGGACAGUUAAAACAAGGGAUUCACACCUCAGUGUGUGUUGCGUUUUUAUGGCUCUUUGUGUUGCUGUAAAUAAUUUUACCUCAAAAGCAGCUGGCAGCAGUAGUCCUUAGAGGUGAAAAACAGUGUGGUUUGGAUUAGAAGGCGCUGUAAAGAUCAUCCUGUUCCACUCCCCUGCCAUGGGUAAGGAAACCUACUAGACCAGGUUACUCCAAGCCCCAUCCAAUCUGGCCUUGUACACUUUCAUGGAUGGGGCAGCAACAGCUUCUUGGGGCAACCUAUGCCAGGGCCUCACCACCCUCAUGAGGAAGAAUUUCUUCCAGAUAUCCAAUCUAAACCUACUUUGUCUCAGUGAGAAGCUAUUCUCCCUUGUCCAGUCACUCCAGGCCCUUGUAGAUAGUCUCUCUCCAUCUUUCUUGUUGGUUCCCUUCAGGUACUG